This is a messenger RNA of Coregonus sp. 'balchen', 15243 nucleotides long. NCBI's taxonomy places the organism in Eukaryota, Metazoa, Chordata, Actinopteri, Salmoniformes, Salmonidae. The record is from the annotation of a GenBank genome assembly.
AUGCAAAACUCUGGGCGUGCGGUGGAGAGGAGAGGUGAGCCUACUAGCUGUUAUCAGGCCCAGCACACAGAGCAGGGUGUUCAGUCCCAAGGUGACGAGUGUAAGGGCACUGAUUAGACAGCACGGCUUGAACAGGCCUUGGCCAGCAGUGGGCACUGGGCUGCCAACGGACCAUCACCAGGCCCCAACACUCACACUCACUCACUCACUCUCUCACACACACACACUCCAGCCAACCUCCUCCUUCCUCCUCCUCCUUAAAGUGAGUAGGAGCUAUGCUGAGAGGAUACCCAGAGUCCUCUGUGCUGGCUGGAUCGUUCUCUCCUAGACUCCACUCUUUGACUUCCAUCCAAAGUAAUAUCUGCAGGGAGCCCACAAGAUGAAUAGCUCUGCAAAUGCUGCAUUAAAAACUCAUGAACGGGGAUACCUUCAGGGGAGCUGGGAGCUCCUUGGCUGGGAAGAGGUGGCCCUUUUUUCUGCUGAGUAGUGAUUUGAGCAGAGCAGGGGAGAGCGAGAGCAGUAGGAGGACCUCAGUAAUGUGUCCUGUCACCAGGGCCGUAUUGAGCGGAUUGAGGGCCCUGCUGUACUGUAAUAUGGCCUCAUCUCCUGUGUUGCUGGGUGCCAGUCAGAGAGGGCAUCUGGGGUUGUGUCUAAGUGGUGACUCAGAUGGAUGGAAGCUAGGACAGCUAGGACAGCAGAGUCCCUGCCCAUCUUCCGAAAACAUCUGAAACCCUACCUCUUCAAACAGUAUCUUAAAUAAUCCUCCUCCUCACCUCGACUCUACUGAUAGCUACGUUAUUGAGGAACAAUGUACUUUCUAUGCCUGUGAUAUGUGGUUGUCCCACCUAGCUAUCUUAAGAUGAAUGCACUAACUGUAAGUCGCUCUGGAUAAGAGCGUCUGCUAAAUGACUCAAAUGUAAAUGUUAAAUGAAAAUGUGAGUGACUGGUGUGGAGCCCAGGUGUCAAGGUAGAUGUAGGUGGGUGUGGUGGUGGAAUCAGGCGCAGGACGCAGAACGUUAGUCCAACAGACUUUAGUAGAUGCACACAAAAACAAUCACGAAUAAAUGCCCUGAGGCGAAAACUCUGCACGUAGGCGAAAAUAACGGGCGCACUAACAGGUGCGACAAAACACUCCAAACAAUAUGGAGAAAUAGCUCAACCGAGCAAACAGUAGAAUAACAGCCUACCGGCACGACAGUAAAACAAUAACACACAACACUAGACAAACACAACGAGAACUUAUAGGACACUAAUUACACUAAACGAUAACAGGUGUAACAACAAUCAGACAAAAGCAAACGAACAUAGAAACAUGCAACGGUGGCAGCUAGUAUUCCGGAGACAACGAACGCCGAAGCCUGCCCGAGCAAGGAAGAGAGGCAGCCUCGGCCGAAACCGUGACACCAGGGUUAUUGCAUCAGGGAAAUGUGAAAGUGAAGGAAACUUAAAAAGCUGCACACAAAGUUCACAGAGUAAUGAUGUCAUUACUGUGAGUCAGUCAACCACUUCUGAAUAAGCGGAUUACAGUUAUGAUACCUCCCUCCCUGUACCAAAUCAAAUCAAAUUUGUCACAGGUGCCGAACACAACUGGUGUAGACUUUACCAUGAAAGGCUUGCUUACGAGUCCUUCCCAAUGAUGCAGAGUUAAAAAAUAAUCAUAAAAAAUUAAAAUAGAAACACAAGAGAGGUAAAAUAAAAUACACAAGAAUGGAGCUACAUACAGGGAGUACCAGUAUCAGAUUGGUGUGUAGAGGUACGAGGUAUUUGAGGUAGAUAUGGACAUGAAGGCAGGGUAAAAGUGACUGAAGGCAGGGUAAAAGUGACUGAUGGCAGGGUAAAAGUGACUGAAGGCAGGGUAAAAGUGACUGAAGGCAGGGUAAAAGUGACUGAAGGCAGGGUAAAAGUGACUGAAGGCUGGGUAAAAGUGACUGAAGGCAGGGUAAAAGUGACUGAAGGCUGGGUAAAAGUGACUGAAGGCUGGGUAAAAGUGGUGGAACUCGUAUGAUGUCGCCCUUCUCCAGCGGCGCCAUCUUUACCACAUACCUACACCAAGUCACAUGUUUUAUAGGGCAGACUAGUGACCAUUCUCAUUGGCUUUGACAGCUCUUAUGUUUGCUGUUCCUGAGAGGGUGGCCACUGAAUAAGAAGAAAGGUGCCUACAGCUGAUGCAUUGACCACAUUUGGUGAUCCAUGGAACAUUGACAACUGUCACGCCCUGGCUCUGGGGACUCUGAAAUGUUGAGCCACGGUGUGUAGUUUCUGUGUUAUAUUUUCUAUGUUCAUGUGCUAGAUCGUUUAGAUCUAUGUUGGCCAGGGUGGUUCCCAAUCAGAGGCAGCUGUAUCUUGUUGUCUCUGAUUGGGGACCAUACUUAGGCAGCCUGUUCGGCACUAGUCGGUGUGGGAUCUUGUUCCGUAAAGGUUUGUUUUGUGUAACCUAGGACUUCACGUAUCGUUUGUUUGUUGUUUUGUGUCAUGUUAAGUACUUAAUAAAAUGUACGCUUAUCACGCUGCGCCUUGGUCCUUCUCGUUAAUGAGCGAUCGUGACAACAACAUGUGAUCGAGGGUGAUAGGGCACAAAGGCAUUCUUUCAAUGAGUCGCUGUCUGUUGAAUCACUGAAGCCCAGACAUAACAUAUUCAGGGCUGGCCCACAGGCCAUAAAAUGUUUGUGUAAGUAUAUAUUUCCCUUUAUUCAGAUUACAACAUCUCACUUUCAGUUAUUUGAAAAGGAAAUAAUCUCCCAAAUAUCACUAUUUCUAAAACAAGCCAUAGAAAGUUGGUUGCAAUUUCAAUUUAAUCCUCCAGAAACGACAGAACAAAUAAUGCAACAAAUAUUGUGGUUAAACUCAAAUAUACGAAUUGAUAAAAAACUUUUUUUUUUGACAAAAUGUUUACAAAAGGUAUAAUCUUCGUAAAUGAUAUCAUUGGUAGGACUGGUGGAGUUAUGUUGCACAUGCAGCUAACAAAAACAUAUGGAAAUGUCUGCUCUACCCAAAAUUACAACCAAAUAAUUGCAGCAUUACCGCAAAAAUGGAAGAGGAAAGUGGAAGGGGGAAAAAGUAAGGAACUUGUCUGUCGGCCUUGCAUUAAAGAACAUAAUUGGUUAAAUAAAACUGUGAUAAAUAAAAAAGUAUACCAGUUUAAUUUAAGGACCAAAGGAUUGACAGCCGUCCCAUAUACAGUGGGGGAAAAAAGUAUUUAGUCAGCCACCAAUUGUGCAAGUUCUCCCACUUAAAAAGAUGAGAGAGGCCUGUAAUUUUCAUCAUAGGUACACGUAAACUAUGACAGACAAAAUUAGAAGAAGAAAAAUCCAGAAAAUCACAUUGUAGGAUUUUUAAUGAAUUUAUUUGCAAAUUAUGGUGGAAAAUAAGUAUUUGGUCAAUAACAAAAGUUUCUCAAUACUUUGUUAUAUACCCUUUGUUGGCAAUGACACAGGUCAAACGUUUUCACACACUGUUGCUGGUAUUUUGGCCCAUUCCUCCAUGCAGAUCUCCUCUAGAGCAGUGAUGUUUUGGGGCUGUCGCUGGGCAACACGGACUUUCAACUCCCUCCAAAGAUUUUCUAUGGGGUUGAGAUCUGGAGACUGGCUAGGCCACUCCAGGACCUUGAAAUGCUUCUUACGAAGCCACUCCUUCGUUGCCCGGGCGGUGUGUUUGGGAUCAUUGUCAUGCUGUCAAUUACAUUGAUGGAAUUUACAAUCUAUCUGCAAUAUUAAAGCUGAUCUACCCCCUAAAAAAAAAGUAUGUGUACCACAUUGUAUAUUUAGUGAUUUACUGAACCACUCAGCACCUAAUCAGCAACAUACCACUGGUAAUAUCACAAUAUUUACAUGACCAGGACAUACUGCAUCCGAACAAGCAUUUGGAUAACUUUAUUUAAAGUUAUUUGAAGCCAGGCUCUUAGCCCGCUCUCUGCAGUGGUUAAAUUAAAUGUGCUAGUUACGUUAAUGCUGAAGCACCAAAAAUAUCUCUCACAUUUGAGUGAGUAAGCCCAGUGAGGCUGUGAAGCCUGUGCAUUGUUUUCCCUGCGCUGGGUCUACCAGGUGGAGGGAAUCGUAUGUUCCCUUGACCCCCCUGAGCUCCAUCCCUCUGCAAAUCCCCCCGACGCCUCUCCCUAAUUCCCCUCAAGCCAGCAUCCUCCAAUAAAUUAGCCCAGUGGCCCCUUCUGCGAAGGGCCCUGACAGUCUGGCCACUGAUCAAGGGCCGAGCCACAAGCCCCACGUACACUACUGACUGAGCCUAGUGUAACCCAGACCCUGUCGUACAGCAAACAACCUGACAGCUAGGUCGGCUUGGGAGAAAUUGGCUCUAGUUAUAGUCUUUGUCUUAUUGGGAUUUGGAUGGUUUUGCUUGUUUGAUUAUGUUUCUUUAACGUAUUAUGUCCUAGUAAUUCUGAUUCUGUUUCCUAUCUCACUAGGUUUUUUUACUCCAGCUAUAUUCUGCCUGUGGCUGCUGUCUGGUGGUGUAUCUGGUUCUAGUUGUCUGACAGUGUCUCUGUUCUCUCUCUCUCUCUCCAGUGCUGCUGAGCCUGCUGAAGGCCGGCGCCCAGACAGAAAUGAAGAGAGUCGUCGGAGACAACGCCACCCUGCCGUGCCACCAUCAGUUCUGGCAGUCCAAUGCGCAGUCCCUCGACAUCGAGUGGCUACUGCAGAAGCCCAACUCCAAGCAGAGAGUGGUGAGGAAGCUGCUCUCUCUUUCUCUUCUGAUGUUUUUUGUCAUUUUCUCUCUUUCCUUCUUUCUCUCUCUCUUCUCUCUCCUUUUCUCUAUACCCCCUCCCAAUUUCUUUGUUGCAACCAAUUUGAUUGAAUUUUAAUCGCUUUUUCAAAGGUACACUUAUACAACACAAUGUUCCUCCGAUUUGUUUCCUUCCGAUCUCAGCCCUUUUCUACUUCCUACAGUUUACUCUUACACUCUCCCAAUUCCUCAUGCCUCUAUUUAUUUCAACUGCUCAGGGUUUUGUACAUAGGCUUUUUCAGAUUCCCUGAAGUGUUAAAAUAUCGACAGAGAUACAGUAGCAAACAAAUUACUGUGGCUGAAUGUCCACCUGAGACACAGUUACUAAAUAAAGCCUGUACAUCACACCAGCUGUGACAAAAAAUACCUAGACAUUCCAGUCCCUGAGAAUUGAAUUAGACCGCAUCAAUACUGCCAGCUCCUAAUAAAAUAAAAAUGUAUCCCUCCUAUCACCUACCUUAAAUCAUCUACAGAGUCUAAAAACAGUCCUAAUGUAAUUACUUGUCUUGUAGCUCUCAGAAGAUGUUAAAGUAUCAGUUUCUGUUUUGAUUUGUUCCUGUUUUUUCUUAAGGAAAUGUAGUAUCUGAUAACAGUAAGACAGUGAAAUCUGAACAGGCCUCAUCAGAAGAAAGAGAUUUCUUCUCUCUUUUGAAGUCAAUCAUUAACACACUGAUCUUUUGAUUAGCAGUGAGAGAUUUGGUUCCACAAGAAAAGGGAGAGGAGGGAGAGAAGGGAGGAGGGAGAGAAGGGAGGAGGGAGAGAAGGGAGGAGGCAGAGAAGAAAGGAGGGAGAGAAGGGAAGAAAGGGGAAAACAAAUGUCUAACACUUUGAUAUCUUGAAGGGGCUGGCGCAUUGCAUUGAAUAUUUAACAGGGAGAUAACAUUGAACAUUAAUUAAAAUCAAACGUCUGAAAAUGUGAUUAGGAAUGAGACUGUGCCUGUGGCGGAAUGAAUACAUUAUUUAAUUUCUGCUGGAAGGCCGUGUUGAAAUGGAAAAGAGCAGCUUGUCAACAUUUAGCCUCUGUUGCCGAGCGUACAGGCUAAAUGUGUCAGGAGCACAGAGGGGAGAGAAAGCCUGAGCAAGGGCAGGGUUCACUGGUGCUAACCUGGGGAUGCGUAUGCAAAUACACAGUAACUUGAACCUCAUAGCGCAGGUGCCAGGGUUAUGUCACAGAGUGCCUGUGGCAGGGCUCAGUGUGUGUGUGUGUGUGUGUGUGUGUGUGUGUGUGUCUUUGUGUGUAAAUGGCCAGACGUCACCUGCGAGCGCAGCAGGUAAACCAAGCUCUGGUGGCACUGAUGUGCUGUGGCACCAGUGUUUAGCAGUCCCCAUCUGCAGGCUCUCAGUUGCCCUGAGUAAUAGGCUACUGUGACAGCUGUGUUUGAUGUUGUUGUUGUAGUGUGUGUGUGUGUGUGUGUGUGUGUGUGUGUGUGUGUGUGUGUGUGUGUGUGUGUGUCUGUGUGUGUGUGUGUGUGUGUGUGUGUGUGUGUGUGUGUGUGUGUGUGUGUGUGUGUGUGUGUGUGUGUGUGUGUGUGUGUGUGUGUGUGUGUGUGUGUGUGUGUGUGUGUGUGUGUUUGUGUUUGUGUGUAUGUAUGUACAGUGAGGGAAAAAAGUAUUUGAUCCCCUGCUGAUUUUGUACGUUUGCCCACUGACAAAGAAAUGAUCAGUCUAUAAUUUUAAUGGUAGGUUUAUUAGAACAGUGAGAGACAGAAUAACAACAAAAAAAUCCAGAAAAACGCAUGUCAAAAAUGUUAUAAAUUGAUUUGCAUUUUAAUGAGGGAAAUAAGUAUUUGACCCCCUCUCAAUCAGAAAGAUUUCUGGCUCCCAGGUGUCUUUUAUACAGGUAACGAGUUGAGAUUAGGAGCACACUCUUAAAGGGAGUGCUCCUAAUCUCAUCUUGUGACCUGUAUAAAAGACACCUGUCCGCAGAAGCAAUCAAUAAAUCCGAUUCCAAACUCUCCACCAUGGCCAAGACCAAAGAGCUCUCCAAGGAUGUCAGGGACAAGAUUGUAGACCUACACAAGGCUGGAAUGGGCUACAAGACAAGCAGCUUGUGAGAAGGUGACAACAGUUGGUGCGAUUAUUCGCAAAUGGAAGAAACACAAAAUAACUGUCAAUCUCCCUCGGCCUGGGGCUCCAUGCAAGAUCUCACCUCGUGGAGUUGCAAUGAUCAUGAGAACGGUGAGGAAUCAACCCAGAACUACACGGGAGGAUCUUGUCAAUGAUCUCAAGGCAGCUGGGGCCAUAGUCACCAAGAAAACAAUUGGUAACACACUACGCCGUGAAGGACUGACAUCCUGCAGCACCCGCAAGGUCCCCCUGCUCAAGAAAGCACAUAUACAGGCCCGUCUGAAGUUUGCCAAUGAACAUCUGAAUGAUUCAGAGGAGAACUGGGUGAAAGUGUUGUGCUCAGAUGAGACCAAAAUGGAGCUCUUUGGCAUCAACUCAACUCGCCGUGUUUGGAGGAGGAGGAAUGCUGCCUAUGACCCCAAGAACACCAUCCCCACCGUCAAACAUGGAGGUGGCAACAUUAUGCUUUGGGGGUGUUUUUCUGCUAAGGGGACAGGACAACUUCACUGCAUCAAAGAGACAAUGGACGGGGCCAUGUACCGUCAAAUCUUGGGUGAGAACCUCCUUCCCUCAGCCAGGGCAUUGAAAAUGGGUAGUGGAUGGGUAUUCCAGCAUGACAAUGACCCAAAACACACGGCCAAGCCAACAAAGGAGUGGCUCAAGAAGAAGCACAUUAAGGUCCUGGAGUGGCCUAGCCAGUCUCCAGACCUUAAUCCCAUACAAAAUAUGUGGAGGGAGCUGAAGGUUCGAGUUGCCAAACGUCAGCCUCAAAACCUUAAUGACUUGGAGAAGAUCUGCAAAGAGGAGUGAGACAAAAUCCCUCCUGAGAUGCAUGCAAACCUGGUGGACAACUACAACAAACGUCUGACCUCUGUGAUUGCCAACAAGGGUUUUGCCACCAAGUACUAAGUCAUGUUUUGCAGAGGGGUCAAAUACUUAUUUCCCUCAUUAAAAUGCAAAUCAAUUUAUAACAUUUUUGACAUGCGUUUUUCUGGAUUUUUGUUGUUGUUAUUCUGUCUCUCACUGUUCAAAUAAACCUACCAUUACAAUUAUAGACUGAUCAUGUCUUUGUCAGUUUGCAAACGUACAAAAUCAGCAGGGGAUGAAAUACUUUUUUCCCUCACUGUAUGUGUGUGUGUGUGUUUACAAGGGAGAGAGAGAAAAAGACAAAGAGAGGGUAUGUCUGUACUGUAUGUGUAUGUGUCUUUAUGAGCAAGCGGUGUCCAUGUACGUCUAAAUCCAGAUACAGAGCUGAUUUAUUUACAUAUAUCUCUGCAUUCAGCUCUCUCAGUGUGUCUCAUUGUCUCUCUCUCCAACCCAGAUCAUCACGUUUUUCGGGGGCCAGGUGUACACCAAUGAGGUGACCAGCGAGGCCAGUCGUCUGUCCUUCGCCGGGGACUACCUGAAAGGAGACGCCUCCCUGCUCCUCAGUGACCUACAGCUGACGGACUCUGGGGAGUACCACUGCAAGGUCAAGACGGGGGGAAAGUACCACUGGAGCCAUGUCAAACUCAUUGUGCUGGGUGAGUCUGCUCUCCAGCUCUGUCUCUUACACGCGCUAAUCAAAAGGGAAUUAGCCCGGCACAUUUCCUCUCUCAUGCUGACUGAUCUAAUGAUUCAAUUUGAUUCAGACGGAGUGAUUCAAUUUAGAUUUUUUGUUUGGCCUUGUUUCUCCGUUGCGAGGGUCUCUGAGAUGUGUGGUUGUUGAGGCACAUAGAAGUAACAUAUCAUAUACACUGCAAGUCAAAAGUUUGGACACAUCUACUCAUUCAAGGGUUUUUCUUUAUUUUUACUAUUUUCUACAUUGUAGAAUAGUAGUGAAGAUAUUAAAUAACUCAUAUGGAAUCAUGUAGUAACCAAAAAAGUGUUAAACAAAUCAAAAUAUAUUUUAUAUUUGAGAUUCUUCAAAUAGCCACCCUUUGCCUUGAUAAUAGCUUUUGACUGGUACUGUAUAUGUCGAAAAAUGGCUGACAUUGUGGAUUGACCUCAUGUCAGCUUGAAACAGAUGAUGCAGAAUUUAGCUGUUAAACAUUAGGAAACGUUUUUGCCAUCAUGAUAUGAAAAUAAGUUUUCUGUCAUCAAAUAUACUGCAGACAAGCUCUUUAUGAUGAUUUAAUAUUUGUUAUAUCUGUUUUUAAUUAUUAAACACCAUACAGAGUUCUGAGCCAUCAUUCAGCUUUCAUAACUAUGAUGACAAAGCCAGUUGGGCUGCUUUAUAUUCUCUGUUCUGUUUAGUUUUUUUCAUUGCCCCUAUACACAGAGGCUUGUUGGAUCUGUUAAAAAUGGCUUAGUUUUCAAUGGCUCUGUGGUAAAUGUGCCUCUGCAUAUCAUUGAAUAGACAAACAGCUUUGAAGGACAGACAGGCAAGUGAAGAGCAGCAAUACCACAAAGCCGUCUAGUAGUCCAACGGGGGAAGUGAGAUCAUUCUCAAUGUCAGAAACCAUGCAAUUUAUUAAAACAUCAUGGGAGAUUAGUUAAUUGGUACUUUAAUGGAACAGUCUCUUAAUUCUUUCUCUCUUUUCUCCCUCUCCUACAUAAAGACAUUUCACUGAGUUAGCGCCUAGAUUUUUACAAAUUGCCCUCAGCUUUGCAGUGACGUGUUUGAUUUUGAGAGACGAACAUUUGCAUUUUUCUCUCGCAGUCCCGAUGUUAAGAUUAUGGGUUGGCAGCGGAGCUGGUGACUGGCUGGGUCUGGGCCCCUGUGUCAGUGUGUGUGUGUUUGUCCUCACUCUGGCUGCUCCUGCUGCAGAGAGAUUGGCCUAACUGGCCCUGACAGAGCUGUGAGAUGUACUGCAGAAUCCCCGGCACUCUCCUCAGCCCCCUCAUUAUAUCUCUCACUGAGCAUGUUCACCAGGCCGGUUAGACUGGGAGGGAAGGGAUGGAGGGGAGGGGAGGGAUGGAUGGAUGGAAGGAGGAAGGGAUGGAGGGAUGGGUUGAGGGAUGGAGGGAUGGGUUGAGGGAUGGAUGGAGAGAUAUAAGGAGGACUGGAGCAGCUGCUGUGAAGCGGCAUAGAGCUUAGAGCAGUGCUGGCCAUCUAGUGAACUCAGGAGCACAGGACUCUCUCCUGACCUGUCUCUGUCUGCAGGCUUUCAAAACCAACUCACAGUCACUUAAUGAUCUAGACCUGGGGCCUUUAACACAACUCUUAAUCCCAGCAUUUACUACCAUGAGAAACAAGCAAGCUACUGUUACACUCAAUAAUCUUUCAGUAUUCUUUCACAUUUACACAUGCUGCUACAGUAUGUCAUACUCUGAGCUAAACAGUAUAUUAUAAGAAUGAAUCAUUAUCCGUAUUAGGUACCAUCCUGUGUUAUUUUUUGUAUUAUAGUGUUAUUUUGAGUGUUCUAUAACUACUGUUCUGUUGUUUCUACAGUGAAGCCCUCUAAGCCGCGAUGCUGGAUGGACGGCAGGCUGUUGGAGGGCAGUGAUGUUAAACUGAGCUGCAAAUCCAAUGACGGCUCAGACCCUAUCAAAUACAAUUGGGAGAGGGUGCUGGAUAAGGGAAAGAGUGUUGGGAAACUCCCCAUACUGGCACUGAGAGGUAAAUAGAUUGUCCACAAGUACACAUGCUGCGCCCCACUUCAUCCAUGUGUAUGUGAAACACGGGUCCACUAAAGAGGAUAUUACAUAGAAUAUGACAUUUUGAUGAUAGUAUUUCCCAGAUUUUGUUUUAUCCCCAAACACUUAAAUACCAGUCUGCCUCCGAAACACCGAAAUGUAAUGGAGAUUCAUUAUAGCACAAAACUUCCUGAUAGCGGCAAUUCCGCCAGGGUUCCCCAACUGGCUGCCUAACUUGACCUGCGGGAGAUUCUAUUUGGCCCCACAAGUUUUCUGCACAAGAAAAUCAGUUUUUUAAAAUUAUUGUUUAUUAUUGUUGGACAUAAAAGACUGUAAAAACACCAGCAAAUCAGCUCCAAAUGAUUUUAAUUGAGAAAAUAUGUUCAAAAGUAUUCCCACGCAUAAUAGAGAGAUAUACAGUAUGUGAUCGUAUACAAAUAUAAGCAAGGUUUGAAAUUAUUAUGUUUUAUGCAUUUAUGCAUUCUACAAAUUAUUAGUAAUUAUGUUCUGGCCCCGUGACCAUCCACUCAAGAAAAAAUCGACCAAUGGCUGAAUCGGCCUAGACGCAUCUACCCCUCAAGGCACACAACAACACACCUUCAUUGCGUUUCAGUUUUACCACCUAUUUUCCCCACUCAACUCGCAUUAGCGAUGACACGUGCCCAUGCCAAAAGCCUAGAAAUUAACGACCUCCAUGAAACAACAUUUGUUCAGUCUAAUUCGUUUUCAUUGGGCGAUAAAACACAUCGUCGUGGCCCAUUAUUUAUGGGUGGUGGUGAAAGGUAAUAUCACGUGGCUGUCAUGACGGGGAUGACUAAGCAACUCUUAGCCCCGUAAAGCUCCAUCAUUCUCUCAGACAAACUCUUUUAACUCACCCUAAAUUCCCCCAGUGUCUACGGGCCUGCUCUUCAAUCACCAAAGCCACUCUGAGUCUGAGUACAUCCAAUCUCUCAGAGGCCAAGAUCAACAUUUGCGAGUUCCUCUACUCUUGCUCCAUUCCACAAAGUGUGAUACAUCAGAGCUGACACACUAUUACAGACAGGAAUGGAAAGCCCAAAACAGACCUGAGUCAGGUCUAACUAGGCUCAACACUCAUCAAUACAAUUUAAUCUCAAUAAAGCCUCACAAUGCAUUAUUCUUGCUGCUGGUCUAUUACUAGAUUAUCAUAGAAUGGAGUGGAUCAGAGCUGAGUAGACUUUGAUGUAGUACAGUACUUCACUGCAAGGAUUUACUACAUGCUGUUAAUAAAAUAGCUCUUCAAGGUCAUGCUAACUGUAGAAGUGCUUGAAACCAUUGUAGUGGAAAUACAUGUACAGUCAUGGUCAAACGUUUUGAGAAUGACACAAGUAUUGGUCUUCACAAAGUUCGCUGCUUCAGUGUUAUGCGAUAUUUUUGUCAGAUGUUACUAUGGUAUACUGAAGUAUAAUUACAAGCAUUCCAUAAGUGUCAAAGGCUUUUAUUGACAAUUACAUUAAGUUUAUGCAAAGAGUCAAUAUUUGCAGUGUUGACCAUUCUUUUUCAAGACCUCUGCAAUCCGCCCUGGCAUGCUGUCAGUUAACUUCUGAGCCACAUCCUGACUGAUGGUAGCCCAUUCUUGCAUAAUCAAUGCUUGGAGUUUGUCAGAAUUUGUGGGGUUUUGUUUGUCUACCCGCCUCUUGAGGAUCCACCACAAGUUCUCAAUGGGAUUAAGGUCUGGGUAGUUUCCUGGCCAUGGACCCAAAAUGUAGAUGUUUUGUUCACUUAUCACUUUUGCCUUACGGCAAGGUGCUCCAUCAUGCUGGAAAAGGCAUUGGUCGUCACCAAACUGUUAUUGGAUGGUUGGGAGAAGUUGCUCUCGGAGGAUGUGUUGGUACCAUUCUUCAUUCAUGGAUGUGUUCUUAGGCAAAAUUGUGAGUGAGCCCACUCCCUUGGCUGAGAAGCAACCCCACACAUGAAUGGUCUCAGGAUGCUUUACUGUUGGCAUGACACAGGACUGAUGGUAGCGCUCACCUUGUCUUCUCCGGAUAAGGUGUUUUCCGGAUGCCCCAAACAAUCGGAAAGGGGAUUCAUCAGAGAAAAUGACUUUACCCCAGUCCUCAGCAGUCCAAUCCCUGUACCUUUUGCAGAAUAUCAGUCUGUCCCUGAUGUUUUUCCUGGAGUGGCUUCUUUGCUGCCCUUCUUGACACCAGGCCAUCCUCCAUUUACAUUUACAUAAUUUACAUCAAGUCUUCGCCUCACUGUGCGGGCAGAUGCACUCACAUCUGCCUGCUGCCAUUCCUGAGCAAGGUCUGCACUGGUGGUGCCCCGAUCCCACAGCUGAAUGAACUUUAGGAGACGGUCCUGGUGCUUGCUGGACUUUCUUGGGCACCCUGACGCCUUCUUCACAACAAUUGAACCUCUCUCCUUGAAGUUCUUGAUGAUCUGAUAAAUGGUUGAUUUAGGUGUAAUCUUACUAGCAGCAAUGUCCUUGCCUGUGAAGCCCUUUUUGUGCAAAGCAAUGAUAAUGGCACGUGUUUCCUUGCAGGUAACCAUGGUUAACAGGGGAAGAACAAUGAUUUCAAGCACCACCCUCCUUUUAAAGCUUCCAGUGUGUUAUUUUAAACUCAAUUAGCAUGACACAGUGAUCUCCAGCCUUGUCCUCGUCAACACUCUCACCUGUGAUAAUGAGAGAAUCACUGACAUGAUGGAAGCUGGUCCUUUUGUGGCAGGGAUGAAAUGCAGUGGAAAUGUUUUUUGGGGAUUACGUUUAUUUUCAUGGCAAAGAGGGACAUGGCAAAUUGCCAUCAUCAAAACUGAGGGAGCAGACUUUGUGAAAAUUAGUAUUUGUGUCAUUCUCAAAACUUUUGACCAUGACUGUACAAACUGCACCACAGACCCUGGUCCUCUCAGCUUUCCCAAGUUGAGCAGGUUGUUAAAUCACGGUCUAUCUAUCUCUCUUACAGAUCUGAAGAAUCCAGCGAUCGUCACCCUGCGGAACCUUACGAAGGACAGUACAGGUGUCUACAAGUGCACCGCCAGCAAUGACGUGGGAGAGGAGAACUGCAUCAUCGAGGUCACCAUGCAAUGUGAGUAGAGAGCUGCUCUCCGGCUCCGCACCAUACCAUACUACAAUGGUGAUGGAUGACUGUAGUUUCCAACAGCACCUGAAAAUUAUUUUUCCCUCACGCCCUCGCUCCACUCCCCUGCACCUCAGUAACCCAACACUGGGGACUGUACUGUUAGAACAGUGGCCAUUGGUCAUCGGCUACGCUCAAACAGUAAUGUUUCAAUGUCACAGUAUUAGAUUUCCAGAAAGGCACAGGAAUAUUAGGGUCACAAUGGGGUGAACUGUUGGGGACAUGAUUUAUAAGUUAACACAGCAACAGAAAUGGUUUGAUAGCGUUUUGUUAGAUUCAUAGCUUUGUAGGGGACUGAACACAUAAUACACACAACACCAGCAAAAUCUAUGAUCCACAAAUUCACAGGAUUUACCUAUCGGGACUAAAUCAAAGGGAUUGUUUAUGUGAGAAGCAUCAAUAUUUGCGUGUGUACACAGUACAGUGUGGAUACUGUAUGUACAGGUGCAUGUAUGGUGGUUUUCCGCUGCCCUUCUGAGGUCACAGAUGUGUGAUGAUCCACAGAUGUUCGAGGGAUGGGCGUGCUGGCAGGUGCCGUGGUGGGCGUCUCCUUUGGUGUUCUCCUCAUCAUCCUAAUCAUCUGGCUCGUCUUCCGCAAGAAGGAGAAGAAGAAGUAUGAGGAGGAGGAGACUCCCAACGAGAUCCGGUCAGUUAUUUUCCUUCUUCUUCUUCUUCUGUUCCUCUUUUGCUCUUUUUCUGUCUCUAACUUAAAUACUAAAGCAAAGCACCAACUUCUCUGCAUGUGUAAGUGCACAUGCGUGUGUGUCUGUAAUAAAUCCCUCAUUGUCAAGCGUAGUAUUGAUUGGUUUCUGAGAGCCUCCUUUUCACACCUCUCUGCUCCCGUGCCCAGAGCUUCUCUCCUCUCCAGAGCAGCCAUUAGCAGGCGGCAGGGCCUAGGUGUGGAUUGAGGCCGUGUUUGACUACCAGAGCGAGAGUUACAGUAAACUGGGGACUCCAGGCUGCUAAUGGAAUGACUUGUUACAGCAGAAAAAUAAGAAAAAUUACAACUUGGAGGCUAUGUAGCUGCUUAUUUGCCGGUGUUCAGAUGAAUAAUGCAGCUUGGUUGGGGAUGACUGUGUAGUAAAUAAUGCAGACUACGUGGAGGUCUUUCCUUUUUACAUGCCAUGUUUAACCACUGAGCGGGUGGGAUGGGAUGGAGCUCGUUGGUUUUCUGAAGUGGGGUCGGUGACGAUGGCGCCGAUGUAAUGUGACGAAUUAGACUAUCUUUAUUUAGACACUGUGUCAGACCCAGAUGAUAAUGCAGCAAGUGCAGUGGAGCGUCACCAAACCCUUUUCUCUGAUUGUAUAAGACAGUUUUCUCCACUGGCUCUCCUCAGAAAGGCCAUAGAGUUUGUCUAAGUUUGUCUCUGUGUGCAUGCUUGGGGUCAUGACUGGCCGAAUCUAAGUAGCUCUUGUUUGUUUUUGCUUUGUGUAUCCGUACAGGGAAGAUGCGGAGGCUCCCAAGGCCAAGCUGGUGAAGCCCAACUCUCUGUCCUCGUCCCGCUCUGGCAGCUCCCGCUCUGGGGCCUCCUCAACACAGUCCAUGGUGCACACCACCGUCCCCCGCGGGCACCGCCCUCGGCCCCCAGCCAUAGCUGCCCUUAAGGAGAACGGACAGCCCCAUGACUUCCCUCAGUCCCCCCCAGCCUACACCACGGUGGUACCCCCGAACAAGACCCCUGAGCCCCCCGGCACCCCCAAAUUCAACAUCAACUCCAGGAACCAGAUCUCUGGGCCCACUCCCCCCACUCUCAUGGUCCCUGCCCAGACCAAGGCCUUUCAAACUGUGUAG